Messenger RNA from Thermochaetoides thermophila DSM 1495, 1386 nucleotides. RefSeq lists its product as uncharacterized. The transcript is spliced from 8 exons. The coding region runs from base 1 to 1386 and encodes 461 amino acids. Lineage: Eukaryota; Fungi; Ascomycota; Sordariomycetes; Sordariales; Chaetomiaceae. The record is from RefSeq and is a predicted model, not a curated record.
AUGGGCGUCUACAUAUGUGCCGAAACCUGUGAAAGUCACUACGGAAAAAAGCCAAACUGCAACAUCACGCUAGCGGACAAUGAAACAGCUAUCUUCAUCGGUGACGUUGAGUUUGGGAGUUUCCAGGGUGACCCUGAUAUCGGCGGCGUUGGUGUUCUCGCUGCAUUUCUUGCGGUCACAUCGCUUGCGAUAUGUUUCUCGGUAGCUAGCACAGGAUGGUGGCUUUACAAGAACCUUGGCCUUGCUGGUCCCCAACCUCAUCUCGAGGAGAGAACAAACAAUAUCGCCGGCCUGUUUGAAGCUUUGAUCGUCAACUGCAGCGAUCAGCAAAUCUUCACUGGUCUUGCUUAUGCCCUCUGCCUUCGAUACUCGAAAAGCUGCACAGUUACAGCGUACCACUACAACAUCGUUACCAAUCUCCUGCAAAUGCGCAGUUGGCUCAGGGACUCUGGAUGGAUGGAUCUUGGUGACAGGGGUCUAAGCCCCGAAGACGAUCCAUCUACUUUCGGUCAGCUUAUUCCGCUGUUGCUUAUCUUUCUCACCCUCUUCACCUUCCUCCAGAUCAUGAGCGAGCGCGGUGCAUUAUUCCGCAAGGCGAGACAUGCAGGAAGCAAAGAGCAUCAAAGGCUACAGGCAAAUGCAGACAAUACCCCCGAAAAUGUCACAUCAAGACCAAACGAAAAGGUGUCCUUUGUCGAAGCAGGAAAUAUUGCCAACAGCCUUAAUGAUCCCGAAGCUAUUCCCGUCCUCCGUGAUGGUCCCCGCCGUUACGGCAAGUCAAGGGCAAGUAUCAACCGUUGCGGUGUCAAUGAAAGCAACAAUGAAAAGAAAACGAACAACAGCGGCGAUGCUAUCGCUCAGGACUUCCCUGCCGGAGAGGAGAGCGAUACUGGCCUGGUUACCCCUUCGAUCGCCGAAAGUAGCCAGUUCAUGCCGUCAGCCACAACCGGACCAAAGCAAACCAAGACCUACUCAACCUACUCACCAGACACCAUCCUCUCCAGCCAACAAUCCAGCACCACUGAAGUGAGCCCGGGCCCCUUCAUGAGCCCGGCCAUCGCCAGUCCAUUCUCUCUUCCUUUCAACUCCCCUACUACGGCAAGCACAAAGUCCCAGGUGAAGCAUGCUCACACCCAUUCGAAGGUGAUCGACCUCAAGUACAACUCUGCCUCUCAGUCUCAGACGCAGAUGUACUUCAGCCCUGAUGACAGUCCACUUUCUAAGCAGGCUGCUACACUUGCCGUUGGGUCGCUUCCUGGUACUCCUAGCAACGGGAGCGGGGGGAAUGGGAGUGGCCCUAGUGGGAGGGGUACGCCUGUGGGGAAGGGACAGAGUCAAGGAGUUGGUAGUCCUGCAAUGGAAGUUGCCGGAGAGUUCCAGUUCUAG